This is a messenger RNA of Antechinus flavipes (yellow-footed antechinus), 2207 nucleotides long. It is a transcript of the gene TBC1D10A, whose product is annotated as TBC1 domain family member 10A. Lineage: Eukaryota; Metazoa; Chordata; Mammalia; Dasyuromorphia; Dasyuridae. The coding region runs from base 18 to 1559 and encodes 513 amino acids. The record is from RefSeq and is a predicted model, not a curated record. The transcript is spliced from 9 exons.
GCCGGGCCGGGCGGGCGAUGGCGAAGAGCCGCGGGGAGAACGGGCCGCGCUCGCCGGGGCCGGGCGGGAGCCUGUCGGGGACCCGGGAGAGCCUGGCCCCGGGCCCGGACGCGGCCUCAGCCGCCGACGAGCUCAGCUCGCUGGGUUCCGAUUCGGAGGCCAACGGCUUCGCGGAGCGCCGCACCGACAAGUUCGGCUUCCUCGUGGGCGCGCAGGGAGACCCCGGCGCAGUGGAGGAGGUGCCCCUGGAGGUGCUGAGGCAGCGGGAGUCCAAGUGGCUGGACAUGCUCAACAGCUGGGACAAGUGGAUGGCCAAGAGGCACAAGAAGAUCCGGCUGCGGUGCCAGAAGGGGAUUCCGCCAUCCUUGCGGGGCCGGGCCUGGCAGUACCUGUCAGGAGGGAAGGUCAAGCUCCAGCAGAACCCUGGGAAGUUUGACGAGCUGGACCUCUCACCGGGGGACCCCAAGUGGCUGGACGUGAUCGAGAGAGACCUGCACCGGCAGUUCCCCUUCCACGAGAUGUUUGUGUCCCGUGGGGGCCACGGCCAACAGGACUUGUUCCGCGUGCUGAAGGCCUACACGCUGUACAGGCCCGAGGAGGGUUACUGCCAGGCCCAGGCGCCCGUGGCAGCUGUGCUGCUCAUGCACAUGCCCGCCGAGCAAGCCUUCUGGUGCCUGGUGCAGAUCUGCGAGAAGUACCUGCCGGGCUACUACAGCGAGAAACUGGAGGCCAUCCAGCUGGACGGGGAGAUCCUGUUCUCUCUGCUGCACAAAGUGUCCCCCGUGGCCUACAAGCACCUGAGCAAGCAGAAGAUCGACCCCAUCCUGUACAUGACCGAGUGGUUCAUGUGCGCCUUCUCGCGCACGCUGCCCUGGAGCUCCGUGCUCCGCGUCUGGGACAUGUUUUUCUGCGAAGGAGUCAAGAUCCUCUUCCGGGUGGGCCUGGUGCUGCUGAAACACAGCCUGGGCUCCUCGGAGAAGCUCAAGGCCUGCCAGGGCCAGUACGAGACCAUGGAGCGGCUGCGCAGCCUGAACCCCAAGAUCAUGCAGGAGACCUUCCUGGUGCAGGAGGUGAUCGAGCUGCCCGUGACCGAGCGGCAGAUCGAGCGCGAGCACCUGAUCCAGCUCCGGAAGUGGAAGGACACGCGGGGGGAGCUCCAGUACCAGUCGCCCCCGAGGCUGCACGGGGCAAAGGCCAUCAGCGAGGCGGAGCCGGCCCCCCGGAAGGCGCUGGAGCCCUCCCCCUCCAUCCGCCUGCCCCCGGGCGCCCAGCUGCCCGGCGCGGGCCCCAAGAGCAGGCAGCAGAAACAGGCCGAGAAGGAGCAUCAGAAGGCGCUGAAGGCGCAGGCCAAGCAGCAGAGGGGGCGGCAGCAGCCCCCGCAGGCCCCCCCGGCUCCUGGCGAGGGCCCCGGCCCGGCAGCCGCCGCCCAGGCCCCGGGCCCCAGCACCGAGCUGGCGCCCCUGGCCGCCCCGGGGGCGGAGGGUCCAGAAGCCAAGGACUCGCCUCAUCACUCCAAGGAGAGCCUGACUUCCCAGGAGAGUGAGGACACUUACCUGUAAAGGGGCCGGGCCCCCGGGCCUCGGUUUCCCUUUUCUGAAGGGCUGGGAGCUGAGCCAGGGCAGCUAGGCCAGGAGGGGACAUUCCCGUAGGCCCUGCCUCCCCAGGACAGCCUCGACCUCCCCUUAGGGCGGCCCCAAAAGGCCUCUGAGACAGAGGGGACCCUGGACCGCAGGCCCCCCUCCCUGGGCAGCUGUCCCCCUUCUCUGCUGGGGCCCCCCGGAGCGAGAAGGGCUGCCUGGCCCCCUCCCCUCAGGCCAGCAGCAAGGACGGGCGGCCCAGGGGCCAGGGCCGCCUCAGCCGCUAUUUAUUCUCAGUCCCCGAGGAGGAUGUCGGGGUCGGGGUCCUGGUCCUGGGGCGCCCACGGGUCACAGUGAAGUCCCCGCUUCCUGUUGCCUGGGGGGAGGGGGCUUUCUUCCACACUCCCCUCUGCACAGGCCGGGGUCAGGCCUCCCCUCCUCAGCCUCCAGCCCUCCUCAGCCUGAAGACCCCGGGCCCUCAGAUCCCCCCUCGGCUCCUCCUGUCCUGGGCCGCCCACUGGGCCCACGGGAAGGGCCGGGGCAGGGGCCCACUCCUGGGUGGCGGAUGAGGGGUGGGCUCUCUUUGUGUAAAAUAUGUUUUGUACAGAAAUAAACUGGGUUAUAUAAAGA